GAGAUGGCGUCAUGAGCUCAGCUGAUAGUGAUUUUUUGUGGUGCAGUUUUGAUUAAAUUUUCACGAUGGCGAAUACAGCUGCAGAAAGGAAGCGCAGGCAGAGAGAGAAGCUGAAAGCUAAAGGAUUAUUCGAAGAAUUUAAAAAAAAGAAUCUGAAAACAGGAAACGCCAACGACGUUUGAUAAAAUAAACAGCAUCGAUUGACGUGCUUAAAGCCUUUCGCGAAAAAACAUCAGAAGAGAUGAAGUAAGAUUAGUGUAGAAGAGAAAGAGAGAAGUAAGAUUAAAGAAAGAAAUGUUAGAAUCCACUGAUACACCUGCUAAAGAUGAGACUCCUACUAAAGCAUUUGCCUCAAAAAGCUCAUAUGGAAAAGCUGUCGCAAAGGUUAAACGGAAUCUGCCAUUCAGUCCUUCGAAGUGUAGAGCAGUUGUGCAUACAUUAGUAAGACAAAUCACUCCUGAAAUAAUAACGCCUAAACACAAAAAAACCGAAGAAAACGAUCUCUGCUGACACAGUUGUAAAGUCAAAAUUUUUUAUGUCCGUGAUGAUAUUAGUCGCCAAAAUCCUGGCAUUAAAGACACAACAAUAGUCCGUCUCGAAGAUGGAAAAAAAGUUAAAAUCCAAAACAGGCAUUUGUUCAGCAAUGCUCUCGAAACAUAUGCUCUGUUUUGUGAUGAAUUCGGAACGAUUAUAGGCAAAAGUAAAUUUGCUGAACUAUGACCAAAACAUGUUCUCCUGAGCUGCCAAACACCUGUAAAUGUUUGCCUUUGCAAGUAUCAUGAAAAUUACAUAUUAGCUGUAAACGCGCUGUCCAAAAAUUGCAAUGACAUACCUGGUUACGACAAAUUUUUUUUGACAUAAACUGCUCAUUGUGAAGCACCAACAACAUCCUGUUGAUAUGUACAUAAAUGUACAAACUGUAAAACUAUGAUGUAAAAAUCUGAAUUAGAAAAAGCUACUUGUUUCAUUAAAGAUAGGGAAAUUAGCUGGUAUGAAUGGAAAGAGGAAAAUGGACGGCUUAGAAAGGUUUUACUAAAAGGUACAGUGUCGUUGCUUUGUGAACAUAUUUCGAAAAUGACUCUACAGUUCCUUAACACAGUUACAUAAAAACGGAACAAGCACAGCAUUACAAUCAGGUUUGCAUUGAUUGUAUGAGCUCAGAAUGCAACUUUGCGCUUCUGCAAGUGGAUUUCGCAGAAAAUUAUACCUGUGUUUCGCACGAUGAAAUUCAAUCGUAUCACUGGGUGCAGCCACAAGUUUCUAUAUUUACUGUGUCUUUGUGGUUUCAUCAAAAAUGGUCAGAUGGUUCAGCUUCACAAUUCAAAAACCGAUUUAUUGCUAACUCUCUUCCAAUUAUGGAAAAGCGAUAUAAUUUGAAAAUGACGUGGAAUUUUUUCGCCACUUGUCAUGGGAAAGGUCCAGUAGACGGAAUCGGAGGUGUCCUUAAACGUCGGGUACUAAAUUUAGUGAUGAGGAGAGAGAAAAUUGUGUCAAAUACACGCAAUUUUUCUGAAGCUGUGAACAAAAACUCAAGGGUACAAAUCAUUUUAAUGAAUGAUGAGACUUUGGUAAAUGCCAUGAAGACCUAGCAUUAAGUACGGUUUUUGAGAAAGCUAUGGCUAUUAAGAACAUUAAAAAAAAGCACAAAUUUUACGUAAAUCAGUUUAAUUACGUCAAAGACCUGCAACUAUCUCGCUUGGAAAAAACAACGUAUGAAGAAGCGUUUUUUGAUGAAUCGGCAGACGAUGAUGAAAGAGAUCUUCUAAUGCCUAAUAAAUCACCAGGCGAAAAAGAAAAUAAUGCUCCAAUAUUAGACGUUGGCCCCAGUGGUUUAGAACUUACUGCUACUAACAUCAGAAAUGGUGUGUUUGUACUGGUACAGUUUGUAUAGUUACGUCACUAUUUGCCAGAGUGAUGUAGAUGAAGAGGGCGAGGUCAAACUUAUGAGCCUAAAAGUAACAAAUAACAAUGCCUUUUUGUUUAAAGCUGAUGAGGAAGACGAAGUCAAACUUAUGAGCCUAAAAGUAACAAAUAACAAUGCCUUUUUGUUUAAAGCUGAUGAGGAAGACAUAUCUUAUGUGUCUUUUGAUGACAUACUGGAGAUAUUACCUAAUCCUAGCCUGAUUAUUAAGGGCAAUAGAGUCUAUUAUAAGUUUCCAAAAAGAAAUCCAAAUAAUUUUUUUUUAGUACAGUCAGUUAAAACUGGGCGAUGUAUUAACUUUGAAUACAUAGUUAGGCUAAAAGUGACAUCUUCUUCCAAGUUGGAUCAAUUGGCUUUAAAUUUCAAGCAACAACUUAUUGAGGAUAAUUAGGAGUUAGAUUUUUUUUAAAUGCCUAUUAUUUUUAUAAAUACACAACUUAAAUUUUUUAUUUAAUUUUUUUGUUACUAUUAUAUCUUGGCCUAUAUAUUAGCUAUUAUAUAUUAGCUGUAUGUCCCAUCACUGGGCACAAGCCUCUUCUUUCACUGAAAGAGGGUAAUGGAGCAAUUAGUCCACUGCUUCAGUGUGUGUGCAUGUGCACUUCACAUCUUCGAAAUAUCACCCCUGGGGAUUACAAUGAAAUUCCUUAUUUCCAAUAACAAGGAACUUCAGUUUUUUACACACACCAUAUGAAACAAAUCAACAAUAAGCUGCUAUUUUACACUGGUAAUCUGUAAGAUGUAAAAUGUUAUGAACAAAUGUUAAAAUCAAAGCUUUUUCAUCUUACCUAUUUGUCCUUCAGACAGAAUAUCCAUUUUAUAGCGCAAAUUGUCUCCACGUCCAACUAAUCCAGUAAAGUUGAGCAUUAAAUUUCUACCUCGACAGAACCUGAGGAAAUAUUAUUCAGUUUGGAUAAAAAUUUAAUCUUUGGGAGCUUUUUAUUUAUUUUAUUUAUUUAUUUAUUGGACAACACAACAGAUUAUAUCAUGACUUAUGUUAUUACAUUAUAUUUAUUUAAUAAUUAUUAUCAUUAUUGUAACACUGUACCUUAAGUAUUUUGAACAUUCCAAAGAGCUAUCAUGUAGAUAUGAAGCUUCACACAUAACUUUUAAUUCAUCUAUUUGUUCCUUGACAUAACCUAAAAAGUUAACAAGAAUAUUAUGAUGAAAUUAAUUUUGUAAUAUGAGCGUCAUAACAAAACCAAACUGAAGUACUAAUUUAUCUUCUCUACAUAGUAUAAAACAAAGUCACUUCCCUCCAUCUGUACACUUAGAUAGUUUGUAGUUUGUAGUGUGACAUAUUUUGAUGCAUUUUUCAUCAAUAGACAGAAUGAUUCAAGAGGAAGGUUUACAAUACAUGCAUAGUAUAUAUUAUAUAAUUCUUCUGUCUCCUCCUAAAUGGCUGGACCGAUUUUGAUGAAAUUUUGUGUGAUUAAGUAGAGAAUGGUUUAGAUUCACAAUUGGACAAGGUAGAGAUGGCUUUGUUGUAGAGAUCCAGAAAUUAACCAUGCGAAGCCAAGGCUGAUAGCUAAUAAACAAUAAACAACUAACAACUACAUAAACUUAUCAAAUGUCAGAAAUCCUACCUGGCAACCACAUUCCAACCUUGGGUCUGGUUGUGUUGUGAUCAUUACAAUGUUUUUGAUACUAUAUUCUAUUUAACCUAACUUUAAUUUUAUAGUACAGUAUAGACUCUCCAUAAUUUGAAACUCAAGGGACCAGAGAAAAAUUCCAAAAUAACAGGAGUUCAGAUAACCAAGAGCCAGGGAUGAGAAAAACAGGUCAACAAGAGUUUUAAUCAAAAUUCAUGAUUUAUUAUUUUAAACAUUAGUACACUUAUUCACAAAUGUUCAUUUUGAAAAGAAGUCUCUUUCAUUUAUGUAAACAAUCGAGAGAUAAAUGCUUCAAAUUAUCAAGAGUAGGGAAGCCCAGACUUCAAAUGAUUGCAUGUUGAUGGGCAAGAUACUAUUCCUCCAACUUCAAAUUACUGAGGGAUCCAAUUAAUAUUGAUAUUAUUCAAUUUAUCACUUAUUUUUCAAGGGACCAGGGAUAAAUUUAAAAUUAAAGAGUAUCAAAUUAUUGAGAGUUGACUUUAUUGAAUAUUCACUUACUUUACAACUAUAUCUGUAACUUAAUUCUAGAGAAAUAUGGCUAGCUUUUAAAUGUUAGAAUGAUCAUUUCUCCAUCAGAAAGAUGGUUUUGUAAUAACUUCACACCAGUUUUAUAUCUCACAUAACAAAUAUAAUCGAGAUAUUCAAAAUAAUAUUAAUGUUGAUUAUUUUCUGAUAAACAAAAUAUGUGAAAAUAUUCUAAAGAACUAGAUACUGGUCGUUGCAC
Molecule: messenger RNA, 4255 nt
Organism: Parnassius mnemosyne (clouded apollo)
Lineage: Eukaryota; Metazoa; Arthropoda; Insecta; Lepidoptera; Papilionidae
Source: the annotation of a GenBank genome assembly